Molecule: messenger RNA, 1001 nt
Organism: Microstroma glucosiphilum
Lineage: Eukaryota; Fungi; Basidiomycota; Exobasidiomycetes; Microstromatales; Microstromataceae
Exons: 3
Coding region: 108-941 (277 amino acids)
Source: RefSeq, a predicted model, not a curated record
CAAGUGUCACUUCCGUCAGAACACCAUCACCAUCGAGGCACCUCCUACUGACAGCGACUGCCACUGCAAGCGACGGCGACAGGCAGGUCAGAGCACCCGUGUCAGUGAUGGCUGCCACUAUAGAGCCUCCUCCACCAGCCGGAGCAAUGUCGCCCACCCUCGCGCUGCAGCUACGUCUCUCUCACCUGCAAUCCGUCAUCGGCCACGCUCCCUCUUCCACCAAUGCAGCUCCUGCACCUCAAGAUCACCCCUCCUCCUCCUCAUCCCCUCUUGACCAGACCCAACGCCAAAGUCAAUCUCAAUCUCAAUCCAUCCUCCUCCGAGCUCUAGCAGCCAAGCAGCUCCUCGAAUCAAGCGCCUCUACUCACUCCUCUCUCCGCAAAUUCCUACGAGACUUCGACGCCAACCGUCGUCUCCUGGAGGGAGGAUUCCGGUACGAUGCGCGUUCCUCGCCCGAUCUGGCUCGUACGAGCAGCGCUGCUUCGCGUUUCCUCUCUCUUUCCCUCUCCCUCGACCCGGCUGCUGAUGAGAAGAGUGGGAGCGGGAGCGGGAGUGGAAGUGGAAGUGGAGGAAGCAGAGAGGCGGUACUGACAACGCAGGAGCAGAUCCUGCUUGUGGUCGAGGCAGAGAGGGACAUGAGGAUGCUGGAGAGGACGCUUCUGGAGUGUGAGGCGCUGGAUAGGAGAGGCGUGGCGGGUGCUGGGAAGAUGGCUGAGUACGAACAACUCCAGCCUCUGCUGCAAGAAUGCCUUCAGAGACACAACAGCGAGCUAGCUCCCGCACAGAACGAGCUUGAGGAGGGGCUUCUGCAGCUAUUGGAGCGUUAUCAAGUGCAUGUCGACUCCCUCUCUCGGCUCUUCAUCUCGUGGGACGAGGCGCUCAAGGAGAUGGAGGACAAGGUGACCUCUUUGGAGAAGGAAAAGAGGAGACGCGGGGAGUAGAUGAAGUCACAGCCGAGCACACAAGAGAAGUAGAAGGGGUUUGCUGUAUCAUGUAUUUGU